This is a messenger RNA of Vicia villosa (hairy vetch), 346 nucleotides long. RefSeq lists its product as uncharacterized. Lineage: Eukaryota; Viridiplantae; Streptophyta; Magnoliopsida; Fabales; Fabaceae. Gene Ontology annotation, molecular function: DNA binding. The transcript is spliced from 2 exons. The record is from RefSeq and is a predicted model, not a curated record. Bases 26 to 346 code for a protein of 106 amino acids.
UUGUAGGAAAUCCACUGCAGAAACAAUGGCUGUGAAAGAGGAAUGCUGGACCCGAGUCGUUGAAAAUCCUGUUAAGCUGAGAAACAAUGUGUUGGGUAUUCCAAGAGAUGUGAUUCGUGCAUGUAUAUCCGGGAAGAUUCCAAGAAUUGUCUUGAUUGAUCGCAACACUGGCGUUCCGUACUACUGCGAGAUGGUAAAGAGGGCAGGUACUAUAGAUAGGUAUAUAUUCGGUGGAUGGUCUGACUUUUGUAAAGAGCGCAACCUACAGAAGGGAGACACAUUGCGGUUCUCCAUUAAAUAUCCUCCGGUGGACUCGAUAUUGGUGACCGUAGAGCGUGAGUCAUGA